UGCCCAUGAUUGGCGUGAGACGGUUCAAUGAGAAGUUUUACGGUAAUUUUCUAACUAAAAUUGAGUUUUUCGCGUCCAAUCCUAGUUUAGAAACGGGGAGGGCUUUAGCGUUACCAAGGCAAGUCUAGUGGCAAGUAUAAAGCGAAUAACAUGGUGUCCCAGAGGCUGUUUAUGUUUACUUGAAGACUCUUUGAAAGGGCGUUUUGCAGGACACGCGCGUAUUUUUGUUAUAGAUAGAUCGUCUAUUUUUGCACUUUAGUUUUUUAUGUCAAAAUUUAGUGGACUCGUGGCAUGUGAAUCUCAUCUGUCACUAAUGUGCCAGUCUUUCAAAUGGAAACGGGGCUUCGCUUUGGAAACGUGAGCAUAACCCUGGUGCUCCUGCUCUUGCUACUGCUCAAAGCGCUCAUCGGACUCGGCACGUCGCUCUCCACCGCGGGGACGGAGCUGCCUUCCUCUGCUACCCGGGCUGCAGCCUCCUCCUCCGGGGAACAUGGGGUGAGGAGAGCCAUGGAGCAGCACCAUCACCACCACCACCACCAAAGCCAGCGGGAGCAGCAGCAGAGGGACUGGGCAGAGGACGGUAGCGAAGCCCCGGUGUUCGGACCUGACGUGACCAUUGAGGACGAUGAGGUCGGCUCCGCUGCGGAUACCGAAGACUCGUACGCGGACAACAGCAGCAACGUGCAACCAACGAGGUCUCUGGUGAUCAUCAGUACUCUGGAUGGGCGGAUCUCAGCUUUGGACCCGCAUAACCAGGGCAGGAAGCAGUGGGACCUGGACGUGGGUUCGGGCUGCCUGGUCUCCUCCAGCCUCAGCAAACCAGAGGUGUUUGGCAAUAAGAUGGUGAUCCCGUCCCUGGAUGGGGCCCUGUUUCAGUGGAACAGGGACAGAGAGCUGAUGGAGGCAGUGCCCUUUAGUGUGGAGUCUUUGCUGGAGUCGUCCUAUCGCAUCGGAGACGACACGGUGCUCGUGGGGGGCAAGUCUCUCACCACCUAUGGCCUCGGGGCCUUCAGCGGAAAGAUCCGAUACAUCUGCUCUGCUGUGGGGUGCCGUCACUGGGACAAUGAGGAAGUGGAGGUGGAGGCAGAGGAUAUGCUUCUGCUGCAAAGGACCCAGAAGACCGUGCGAGCCAUCAGGCCGCGCUCAGGCACCGAGAAGUGGAACUUCAGUGUGGGAAACUUUGAGCUGAAGCUGGUCCCAGAGGCUCAGUCUGGGAUGAACUUCUUGGAGGGCAACGGUGAAGCAUGGAAAGAGUCUCCCAGGUUUAUCACUGAGGAACCAAAGGGACCAGAACAGGGUCAAGGGUCAAACCAGAACCUCGACCUGGUCAUCAAAGUGUCUGUGUCCGACUGGAAGGUGAUGGCAUUCAGCCCCGAGCCGAAUGGAGAGCUGGUGUGGGAGAGACAGUUCUGUACCCCCAUAGCCUCUGCCUGGCUUGUGGGAGGGGGGAAGGUCACACCCAUCAGUCUGUUUGACGACACAAGCUACAGCAGCCGCUCCGAGACUGAAGAGGAAGAUGAUAAUGAAGACAACAAUGGAGAGACACAGUCCAGUGUUUAUCUUGGGAUGUUCCAGGGCCAGUACUACCUCCAUUCCUCAGUAACAAUCACUGAAAAGUUUCCAUCCAAAGCCAUAACAUCGGAAAAGGACUUCGCCCCUCUCCCCACUGUCAAAUGGAAGCCGCUGAUCCAUUCUCCAUCGCGGACACCUGCUCUUGUCGGUUCAGAUGAGUUUGACAAGUGUCUGACCAAUGAUAAGUUUUCCCACGACGAAUACAGCAACGGAGCGCUGUCCAUCCUGCAGUAUCCAUAUGACAACGGCUACUUCUUCCCGUACUCUAAGCGUUACCGUGAGAAGCGAGAGACCGGCGUGAGCCUGAUUGAGGGCGGAGGGGCAGGGUCAGAGCCACGGCGACGUAAAGAUCCUGUGCUGCUGUUGCCCUGGUGGAAGGAGAUCAUCGGGACCAUCAUCUUCUGCAUUGUCACCACAACUUACAUCGUACGCAAGUUCUUCCACCCGACUGCACCCACAGCCAGUGUCCGGCAACGCAAAGAGUCUGAGACCCAGUGCCAGACGGACUCCAAGUUUGACCUUGAGGUUGUUGAGACCAAAGAGACCGUCGCCGUGGAAACCAGAUCCAGCGAAUAUGUGUCAAGGUAUCUGACAGAUUUUGAGCCUGUUCAGUGCCUUGGCCGUGGGGGGUUUGGUGUUGUGUUUGAGGCACGCAACAAGGUGGACGACUGCAACUACGCCAUCAAAAGAAUACGUUUGCCCAGCAGGGAGCAGGCGCGUGAGAAGGUGAUGCGAGAAGUGAAGGCCCUUGCGAAGCUGGAGCACCCAGGGAUCAUCCGCUACUUCAACGCCUGGCAGGAGAGUCCCCCUGAGGGCUGGCAGGAGGAGAUGGACCAGCGCUGGCUCAAAGAUGCCAGUGCCACAGAUUGGCCUAUGAGCUUUGUUGACCACAUGGAGGCGCUGUCGGUCAAAGUGCCUGUGUCCAGCUCUGUGACCCCGGCCUUCGCUCCUGUGGGAGAUGGAUCGGAGUUGUCAGUGGAUGCGAGGAGUCUCCUGAUGAGCAGCACAGGGGCGGGGGUGGUCUUUGGUCUGGAUGAGAGUGACCUGUCCUUCCACCCUAUGCUGGGACAGGACAGCCUCAUGUCAGAGCGGGACAGUCAGGCAGAUGUUGACGCUUCAGAUACCCCUCACUCCUUUGAGCUGUGCCCCCCACGUGGCCCCACCGACUGCACCUCCUCCUCUUUCGACAUUGUGUUCGAGGACUCGGGCUGUGAUCGCGACGCCGAUGCAGAGACGGACUCAACGUCUGGAGCCACAAGUCCUUCAGCCACCACCAAAAACAGCACCGCGUCAUCGACAAGGCAUCGGGAAGCCACACCCUCAUCUUCCUCACCGCCACGCCCACUUACACUGGCCCUACCCCCAGCUCCGCCCAUGCAACGCACACAGCCCUCACCAAAGGUGUACCUGUACAUCCAAAUGCAGUUGUGUCGAAAGGAGAACCUGAAGGACUGGAUGUCCCAGCGCUGCCUCCCGGACCAGAGGGAGCACAGCCAGUGUCUGGACAUCUUCCUCCAAAUCGCCGAGGCCGUGGACUUCCUGCACAGUAAAGGGCUAAUGCACAGAGACCUCAAGCCUUCAAACAUCUUCUUCACUAUGGAUGAUGUGGUGAAGGUGGGAGAUUUCGGUUUGGUCACAGCCAUGGACCAGGAGGAGGACGAGGAAGAGCCCAGUGCCUUGACCCCUGCACCGCUCCUCACUCGCCACACGGGGCAGGUCGGCACCAAGCUCUACAUGAGCCCCGAGCAGCUUUCUGGAAACUCGUACUCUCACAAAGUGGACAUCUACUCUCUGGGUCUGAUCCUGUUUGAGCUGCUCUGUCCGUUCAGGACGCAGAUGGAGAGGGUCCGGACGCUGACGGAGGUGCGAGCUCUGCGCUUCCCUGAGGUCUUCUCCAAAAACAACGUUCAAGAGCUGAACAUGGUGCGCAGCAUGCUGUCUCUGAGCCCCAGUGAGCGUCCCGAGGCUGCAGACAUCACUGGGACCCCUCUGUUUCAGGAGCUGGAGCUGCCCUGUCGCCUGGCGGUCCGACAGCGCUCACGCACCUACAGCGCCUCCUCUAUGGGACGACCGAACAGACAGAUCUCCUCCUCAUCUUAAUCUAUAAAACACCACGCCACAGUACACAAGGAAUCACCCAGCAAUUUUGUCUUUAGACUCAUCUCCUGUUACACAAAUACGAUCAACGAUAUUUUUUUCCUCACCAUAGCCAUUGAAAAGUACCCAGCAGACUUGGCAAGUGUGUUUUAUUCCUCAAGGAUAUUUUAAGAAUGGAGCAGAUGGGCUGUUGACUGGAGGCCCUUUCUACAAUAAAUAUGCGCCAUCAAAGCAACAUUAAGCCACAUUAUGAAAACUGAAUACCUCCAAACCAUCUGAUCAUUUUGUAUUUUUCCCAUGCUGAGGGUCACCGUUUGCAAAAAUAGAAAGGAUCAGUGUGUCUCUUCUUCUGGAUGCCAUUUUCAAAUACAUGUUGUUAUUUUAGUGAGGACAAUCUGUUUUUGCUUAAAUUUCUAGAGUAUAAUGCCUUAAGUCUUUUUUCGUUACCAUAUUGCUUGGCAUUGAAGCAGAACUAAAAUUUCAACCACAUUUUAUGUAAAAAGAAAAAAAUAAUUGUACAGUCAAAUUCAGUACAUUUCUUAAAAGUACAGUAUGUGACUUUGUGGAGGAGGCACACACAAGAUUAUAGCCAAAGGAACAACAUUUUUGCAAAAAAAAAAAGUGCAAUAAGCACAAACAAACUGAAAAAAGAACACAUUUUUGUCAAUUUUCUGGCAAAAAGUUACAUACUGUGGCUUUAAAGAAGCUUGUGGGAGUUUCAUAGGUGUACAAAAUGGUCUAUUUUUAAGUCACUUCUAUCCCACACUGACCAAUACUGUAUUUGAAUGCAUAUGGUAAUGCUACAUUGGAAGAGACAGCACUUAUCUUUUUCUAUUUUCAACUUUUGAAAUUAUGAUUUGAUCCCAGGCGGUCGCAAACAAACAAUAAAUCCACUGCUUGCUUCCACAAACCUGCUGCCAGUGUCCACCCCCAAAGCCAAAACCUCAGGAACCUAAACAAACCUGUAGCGGGGCCUUGACGCUUGGACCAUCCCAAACUAGUGAGACUAAAGAUGAGCUAAAUCACUGGCACUAAAGCUGUGAGCUACACCUGCAAUGCCUGAUGGGAGACCAAAACUUUUUCUUAUUUUUCUAAUCAAAAAAUUGUGGUUUGUAAAAUUUCUGAUAUAAUUUGCCUUUUCUUGAACAUUUUUUGCAUGGACUUGAUAAAAAGAGGAGAGAGCCGUUUCUAAAGCCAGUAAUUUGGACAAUGAGUUUUUGAGGUGCUCAAUCAUUUACAAGCACCUCCUUUUUGGAUCUUUGUACAGAAUGAAAGCCUGUUUAUAUGUUUUCUUGUAAUAAUUUUCCAUCUUUGCUGUAAAUAGCCUGAGAAUUGCUUGUAAAUGGACUUUUCCCUCAGAAGUGUAAGAUAGUUUGACUUUUGUAGGAGAAGAAACGGGACAAUUUUUGCCAUUAACAGAUAAGUUGAAUGUUGCAGCGCCCUUCAGAGGUUGCGGUCAUAACUUUUUCAAUUCAGUGUUUUUUUGAAGGAGCCAGAGGAAACCUGCCGGACCAGAGUGCCAUUCGAGAGACAGACAAGUGUACUUUACUGUAGAUUCACUUCAUUCACUGCAUCUAGUCUGAAGAAUACUUGGAGCAUUUGGAGUGGGAUUGUAUGAGGUACUUGUUUAGAAAAAGUCUGUCAGCACUCAAAGGAGAGUGAAUGUUUUAUAUAUAAUAGUUUUACUAUUUGGUCAUCUUCUUUGCCUGAAACAACUUUAGUUUUGCAUAACUAAUUAUUGCCAAAAUCAUUAUUCUUACCAUUUGACAGAGAUAAAAAUACAACUACCAGUAGAUACAAAACUACAACCAUAGACUAUAUAUAAAUGGACGCUUCCAGCUCCAUCAACUCUGUUUCCAAUUGACUUUAUGCUUAAAUGUUGCCACCCGUCUCUGCAACUGCUGAAGUGAGUCUCAUCGUUUUGACCUUAAAUGAUCAUAUUAACCCCGCUCUUCAUGAUCUUGGGAUUUUUAUUUCGCUGUUUUGUCAGGAAGUUAAUUUCUGUUCCUAAUAUGCCAGCCUUGGUGAGCUUCAUUUGACUGGAGCCGAACUCUAUGGGUGACGUCACUUUUUUGUACAGUCUAUGUCUACAACUAAAAGUUUCCACCAUUUUACCAUUCAUAUUAAACUAUUGUUGAGAUGAUUUUCUGUUGAUAUUAGGCAUUGAAAAUUCUAAGGAUAUAUUUUCAUACAUAAGUAAAAUGAAUGAAUUUAAUUUGAUAAGUAAAUCUAUUCGAAGGCUUUAGAACGAUGAAAAAUGAGGACCAUUACCAUAACAGCAUUUCAGAAGAAAAUGUUAUAGGUUUUAAUGGUCAAAAAUCCUCAAAAUAACUAUACUGGAGACUAUUCCUCUACAAGCCCACUCCAACGCUCACAUCACUUUAACCUUGUGCUUCUUAUUUACACAAAGCACAACUCACCACAUGAUGUAGUCUUCAUUUAUGAACAUUUAACAUGGGAGAUUAGGACUGUUUGCCUCCUUCAGUUUCUCUAUGGCAGACACGGACCUGCUUUCACCUUUGACCUUUUGUUUUGUAUAUACUGAACUCAUGGGAAGAGUCACAUGACCUGUUUGUAACUGCACACAACGUACUUUUCUUCAGUGAUUGUACUUUUGUAAGGAAUAUUUUGGUACAAUUUAUUACUCUUCAGGAUUUUUAUUAUGAUAAUGUCCUGUAUGUUUUCCAUAAAGUCAAAUCAUUCAAGUCUUCUGUUUAAGUGUAUAAUCCAAAUUUAAGAAAAAAACAGGAACUUGUAACUGGCAAAAUGAAGGAUUCCUGUACAUAGUGACAUGCACAUAUCAGGCAGAACAUUAUGGCCACAGAAAGAGGAAGGAAAAUAAUCUUUGUUAUGACAGCUGUUGAUAUAUUAGGCAAUAUUUAUUCCCCACAACAUGAAAAACUUGAGAACUAAGGAUUUUUAAGAGUUUAAGAAGAUAUUUUAACUGACAUGUAAUGGUCAGAGCAUCUCCACGUCUGCAGUAUCCAAAGUUGCCCAAAACAGCCCAUGUUGGAGUUGCAAUACAACUGAAUCAAAGUUUGAAUAGUCAAGUAUCAAACUACAAACACUAAUAUUUCAGGUAAUGAUGUUGGCUUCAGAGAACUGCGUUUCCCUGUGUCUCCAUGACGUCUUAGAGCUACAUUUAUCCAGCCAUGUCCUCAAAUGCAUGCAAUUCUUACUGGUUCCCUAUUCACAUUUUGUUUACUCUUGAAUGUUAAAGGUGCACUGUGUAACUUUUCUGGUGGAAAGUCCAUCAUCUGCUUGUCUCCAUGGUGAUGUUGUUGCUUUGUCUGGACUGUACCAGUAUGGCAUUCAACGUGUCCAUCUUGCAUUUGCCCAGUUACAUGGAUUUUAACUGACUUAAAAACUUGCUGUGAACUUGUAACUUGGCCCUAUGGCGUCACCUGCUGUCUCUGUAGAGCUAAUUAAGAGUAAUGCCAUACUCUGGAACAUUCCGGGCAAAUCUCCAUGGAGAGAAGCAGGUGACGGACUCUCUACCACAAGUUACAGAGUGCAUCUUUAACGCUCCUGGAUCAAAGUUUGCAAUUGAAUAAUGUUGUAAGAAUUUUCAAGAAAAUAUCACAAUUGCAGCAUGAAUAUGACUCUGAUCCAACUGACAUGAUAGAAUAUAUGAUAGAAAUACAUUACAAAUACAGUUUAUGGAGGUUGUAUCAGGUAGUCAUAAUGUUAUGCCUGAUUAGUGUAUAUUAGGUAGUGACUGAAAUAAGACAUUAUUUAGAAGCAACAAACCCUUCCACUUAAACCACCAAGUCCUCAUCGAUAACAGACUGACUUUUUGACAAUGGCGUUUUAGUUUUUUUUUGUUUUGUUUUUUUGUUCUCUUUUUUGACAAUUUGAAAAUCUUAAAAUGUUAACACGUUUUUGUGAUUUCACUCCUCUCUCUUCUCCGUCUGUAGUUGUGGCAUUACAUGUGCACAGCGCUCCCUACCUGUGUCCCAUUGUAAAUAUGUUUAUUUUCACUAUUUAUGUUCCUGAGCCGUGAUCAAUCCUUUGUGGGUUGGUGUUAUAAUGAAUGCGCUUCAGACCACGGAGUGCGUUGGAUUAAUGACUUCUUACAAGUCCGAAUUUAAUAAACUGUUCUAUUCCA
Molecule: messenger RNA, 7777 nt
Organism: Boleophthalmus pectinirostris (great blue-spotted mudskipper)
Lineage: Eukaryota; Metazoa; Chordata; Actinopteri; Gobiiformes; Gobiidae
Gene: eif2ak3
Product: eukaryotic translation initiation factor 2-alpha kinase 3
Exons: 18
Coding region: 331-3672 (1113 amino acids)
Biological process (GO): protein phosphorylation
Molecular function (GO): protein kinase activity; ATP binding; protein binding
Source: RefSeq, a predicted model, not a curated record